GGUUCCCAUGCGAAAGAGUUGAGGUGACGUGUCUCCUAUUUUCCAGUUUCCCGGCGGUGGUUUUGCAACAUGAAUGCAUUUAAACGCGAGAAAAAGGAGGAAGAAGACGUUCUUUGUAAACAGGUUUAGACGGCUACUUGUCGCGGAACAUCAGUUUUCUUCAAUGAAUUCUUUUAUUUCACGUGGGGGAAACCCUUUCGAGAAUCUGGAAAAGACGACGGUCCUCCAGGAAGCUCGUACCUUCAACGAUACCCCGGUUAAUCCAAGAAAAUGCGCGCACAUUCUGACGAAAAUUUUGUACCUAUUGAAUCAAGGGGAGCAGUUGGGUACAAUGGAGGCUACAGAGGCAUUCUUUGCCAUGACCAAACUGUUCCAAUCUCGAGAUGUCGUUCUAAGACGAUUGGUCUACUUGGGCAUCAAGGAACUCAGUUCCUUAGCUGAAGAUGUGAUCAUAGUCACCUCCAGUCUGACCAAAGAUAUGACUGGAAAGGAAGAUCUAUAUAGAGCUGCUGCGAUAAGAGCAUUAUGUACCAUUACAGAUGGUGGAAUGCUAGUAGCUAUUGAACGUUACAUGAAGCAGGCUAUUGUAGAUCGUUCCCCUGCCGUGUCCAGUGCAGCCUUAGUUUCCUCUUUACAUUUGACAAAUGUAUCUGGGGAUGUUGCACGUAGAUGGGCAAAUGAGGCUCAGGAAGCGUUGAAUUCUAACAAUGUAAUGGUGCAGUACCAUGCUCUUGGUGUACUGUACCAAGCACGCAAGACAGACAAGCAUGCUGUAAUCAAGUUAGUUGCAAAGCUUAUGAGAACAAGUCCGAAAAGCCCUUAUGCAGCAUGCAUGUUAAUUAGAAUGGCAUGUAAAUUGUUAGAUGAAGUUGACGAAAGGGAAGAGCUGUUGAGUUUUAUCGAAGUUUGUUUACGUCAUAAAUCGGAGAUGGUCGUGUACGAAGCAGCGCAUGCUCUGGUCAAUCUUGGAAGAAACGGCCGAGAGAUAACACCUGCUAUUAGCGUCCUUCAAUUAUUUUGUGGCUCUCAAAAACUCGUCCUAAGAUUUGCCGCCGUUAGAACCUUGAAUAAAGUUGCCAUGACUCAUCCAGCAUCGGUUACAACUUGCAAUUUAGAUUUAGAAAACUUAAUUACCGAUUCGAACAGAUCCAUUGCCACGUUAGCAAUUACCACCUUGUUGAAAACUGGAGCAGAAAGUUCGGUAGAUCGGCUGAUGAAGCAAAUUGCUACUUUUGUGUCCGAAAUUUCGGACGAAUUCAAGGUCGUAGUCGUGCAAGCUAUAAGAGCUUUGUGUCAAAAGUUCCCGCGGAAACAUGCAGUUCUGAUGAACUUCCUUUCCGCCAUGCUAAGAGACGAAGGAGGACUGGAAUACAAAGCAGCAAUUGUAGAUACGAUCAUUGCCGUGAUGGAAGGAAAUGGCGAGGCGAAAGAAGCCGGUUUGGCCCAUCUCUGCGAAUUCAUCGAAGACUGCGAGCAUAUUUCCCUCGCUGUUCGCAUUCUUCAUUUACUCGGUCAGGAAGGACCAACGUCGAAACAACCAUCUCGAUAUAUUCGUUUCAUUUAUAAUCGUGUGAUUUUGGAAAGCGCCAGUGUACGUGCGGCAGCAGUCACCGCGUUAGCACGUUUCGCCGCAGCAUGUCCGCCGUUACUUCCAAACGUAUUGGUACUUUUGUCCCGUUGUCAAUUGGAUUCCGACGAUGAAGUCCGUGAUCGGGCAGUGUACUAUUGCGCUAUUCUUCAACAACAAAUCGAUCCAAGCGUUCUACCUUUGGUACAACCUCCUCUUCUAUCUGUACCCAGUUUAGAAAGAGCUUUGCGAAAUUACAUGCGAACAUCAAUGGACGAGCCGUUCGAUAUCUCGCAGAUUCCACCAGCUCAAACUAUCGAAGAACCAGCGCAAGUGGAAGUACAUACUACCGUGAAGCCACAACAACCUCGUUUGACACGAGAAGAAAGCUUUAUGGAAAAAUUGACCCAAAUACCACACUUGGCAAUGAUUAUUCGCGACUCUUCGAUUCUCAAGUCUUCGCCUGUCUUCGAAUUAACAGAAUCAGAAACAGAAUACAAUGUUAAAUGUAUCAAGCAUACAUUCGCGGACCUUCUUGUUUUACAAUUCGAUUGCAUGAACACACUUUCCGAUCAGUUACUCGAAGAUGUGAAAGUAGCAAUAGAGCCACCCGAGGGCUAUUCGAUUGUGUGCGAAGUUCCAUGCCCACGUCUACCAUACAACGAGCCAGGCACAACUUACAUAGUAUUAAGAUAUCCAGUAGACGUACAUGCUAGUGUCGCUACUAUUCCUGCAACAUUGAGAUUCAUGGCUCGCGAUUGCGAUCCUGUGACAGGUGUGCCAGAUGCCGAUCAAGGAUAUAACGACGAAUAUAUGUUGGAGGAUUUGGAAGUGACUUUGGCUGAUCAAGUUCGGGGUAUUGGAAAUAGAGGAAUAAACUUUGGCGAUGCAUGGGUAGCAGCCGCUGCGAAAGGAUUUACGAAAUUGGAAGAAACGUUCGCUUUGGGUCCGUCGGUGACUAGUUUAGAAGGAGCAAUUACAAGUUUGACAGGAUUCUUAGGCUUGGAUGCUGUAGAGCGAACGAAUCGAGUACCAUGCGGCACAGCCGCGCACAAUUUGUUGUUGAGCGGCAUUUUUAGGGGAGGAAAAGAAGUUCUUGCGCGUGCAAGAUUAGCGUUAUCGGGUAAUCAAGUAACGAUGCAGCUUUCCGUUUUAUGUCAAGAUCCGGACGUUGCCGAAUUAAUUAUUUCCUCUGUAGGAUAG
Habropoda laboriosa is the source of this 2770-nucleotide messenger RNA. RefSeq names its product coatomer subunit gamma (gene gammaCOP). The record is from RefSeq and is a predicted model, not a curated record. The coding region runs from base 74 to 2770 and encodes 898 amino acids. Gene Ontology annotation, cellular component: endoplasmic reticulum-Golgi intermediate compartment; COPI vesicle coat; endoplasmic reticulum. Gene Ontology annotation, molecular function: structural molecule activity. NCBI's taxonomy places the organism in Eukaryota, Metazoa, Arthropoda, Insecta, Hymenoptera, Apidae. Gene Ontology annotation, biological process: endoplasmic reticulum to Golgi vesicle-mediated transport; protein secretion; organelle transport along microtubule. The transcript has 7 exons.